Rotaria sordida is the source of this 858-nucleotide messenger RNA. The record is from the annotation of a GenBank genome assembly. Lineage: Eukaryota; Metazoa; Rotifera; Eurotatoria; Philodinida; Philodinidae.
AUGACGACGACAACAAAUACUCCGCGAUUUAUUCUUGUUACUGGUGCAGCUGGUAGAAUUGGUAGUUAUUUUACUAAAAAUGCUAAUAAACAGAAAUAUAAACUUCGAUUAAUGGUACAUCCUUUGAAUCCGCCAGAAGAAAUCGAACCACUAAAAUCACAUGGUGAAGUUAUCGAAGCUGAAUUGGAGAAAGUGGAAACUUUACUAAAAGCAUGUGAAGGUGUUGAUACAGUUUUUCAUUUAGCUGGACAACCAGACCCUAAUGCAAGAUGGGAUUCAUUACUAAAAGAUAAUAUAAUAGGGACAUACAAUAUAUUUUUAGCAGCGAAAAAAUCGGGCGUAAAAAGAGUCAUUUAUGCAAGUUCUAUUCAUGCUAUAUCAGGUUAUUUUCAAGAUAUACAAGUUAGACCAACUGAUCCAGUCAAUCCAGGAGAUCUUUAUGGUGUAAGUAAAUGUUUUGGCGAAGCACUUGGAUGCUAUAUGGGUGAGCAAGAAGGACUUUCAACAAUUGCAAUACGUAUAGGUUCCUAUCAGCCUUAUUCAGUUUUAAAAGAUGAAUCAAGAAGUGCUACACUUAUGAAUAGUUGGUUAUCACAACCCGAUGCUGUUCACUUAUUCGAAAGAUGUAUUGAUGCACCACUUACUGUAAAAUUCGCAAUUGUACAUGGCCUUUCACGUAACACAUUUAAUCGAAUGGACAUUAAUUCAACGUGUGAAUUAUUGGGUUAUGAUCCACAGGACAAUUUUUUUGAAGCACAAGAAAGUUUUAAACCAUUAAAUAUAACAAAUAGAUUACCUACAUUUAGUCUUCAUGAUCGGCAACAAAAAUCUGGUCUUCGAGAUAAAUCACCAGAAUAA